This is a messenger RNA of Zingiber officinale, 1061 nucleotides long. RefSeq lists its product as uncharacterized. The record is from RefSeq and is a predicted model, not a curated record. Bases 1 to 1056 code for a protein of 351 amino acids. NCBI's taxonomy places the organism in Eukaryota, Viridiplantae, Streptophyta, Magnoliopsida, Zingiberales, Zingiberaceae. The transcript is spliced from 4 exons. Gene Ontology annotation, molecular function: protein dimerization activity.
AUGGAACAAAAAGCAGAGAAAAGUAAUCUUUCUCAACUUGCGACAUUGGACUUUGAGGACGUAGACCCUCUUGGUGAUGAUAUUGAUAUGGAUAAUAUUGGAGCUAAAGUUCGUGUUCUGAGACUGGUUGAUGGUGAAAGAAAACCUGCAAUGGGCUAUAUUUAUGAGGCUAUGGAUAGGGCAAAAGAAAUAAUUAUGAAGGCCUUCAAGGAGAAAGAAGAGAAAUACAAAGAAGUAUUUGAGAUCAUUAAUGCGAGAUGGGAAUAUUCAAAUAUCUGUGGAGAAGUGGUGAAUGGUUUGUUUGAAACUAUGGAGAGAUUGGUUUCAAGCGCUACCGAGCAAGAUAAAAUCACUACCCAGCUCUCUAUAUAUCGAAAGGCAGAAGGGCUAUUUGGGAGGAAUGUAGCAAUUAGGCAUAGAAGAGCAUUAUCUCCAGUAGAAUGGUGGGAAUGCUACGGAGCAAAUACCCCAGAAUUUCAAAAGUUUGCUAUUAAAGUGCUUAGCCUCACUUGUAGUGCUUCUGGUUGUGAGCGCAAUUGGAGUGUAUUUGAGCAGAUUCACAGCAAAAAAAGAAAUAGGCUAGCUCAGCAGCGCUUAAAUGAUUUGGUAUUUGUGAAAUACAAUCGUGCCUUAAAGCUUCGGUAUGAUGCACGUGAUAAGAUUGACCCCAUCUCUUUGACUGAUAUUGAUGAUAGUAAUGAAUGGUUGAUGGGUAGAAUGGAUGGAGAAAGUGAUAAUGAAGAAGAUGAGUUGGUUUUUGAAGGUGAUGACUUGACAUGGGAUGUCGUUGCUAGGGCUAGUGGAGCUGAAGAGCCUGAAUAUUGUACUAGAGGAAAAAAUAUUACAUCCAUGACCUCUAGUUCACAUGCUAGGCCUAAACAAGUCGAGAAGGGAAAUGCAUCUUCCUCUAUGAGACACUCAUCUCUAAGACUUAGAGAUGAAGAAGAAGAAGAAGAAGAAAUUGAAUUUGAAGAAGAUGAAGAUAAUACAAUGAGGAUGAUCUUGAGCUUGAUGAUUAAUUUGACUUAUUACACUUGUUUUGAUGGACUUUGUUAGUUUAA